CCGCACCCCCACUGUCUUGGCAUCAGCAGGACUGCCAGGCAAAUUCUCCCCCCUCACUCCCCAGAGCUGGCUCUGACUAUCCUUUGCUGCUUCUGCUCACCUCAGGGACCCUCCUAGCCGAGCUUCGAGAAUACAAUUUGGAGCAGCAGCGGCAAGCCCAGUGUGAGAUCCUGUCUCCAGAUGGGCUGCCUGAAGAGCAACCCCAGACUACCCGACUGAAAGGAAAGAUGCAGAGCAGGUUUGACACAGCUGAGAAUGUGGUGAUCGUGGCAUCUCAGAAGCGCCCACUGGGCGGUCGAGAGCUCCAACUGCCGUCCAUGUCCAUGCUGACGUCAAAAACGUCCACGCAGAAGUUCUUCCUGCGUGUGCUGCAGGUCAUCAUUCAGCUCCGAGAUGACACACGCAGAGCUAACAAGAAGGCCAAGCAGACAGGCAGGCUAGGCACCUCCAGCCUGCGCUCGGCUAGCAGCAUCCAAGCAGCUGUUCGGCAGCUGGAGGCUGAGGCUGAUGCCAUUAUACAAAUGGUAUGUGAGGGUCAAAGGACGCGGAGACAGCAGCAAGCAGCAACGUCGGAGUCCAGCCAGUCUGAGAUUGCUUCCCGGAGGGAUGAGUCUCCCAUGGAUGUGGACCAGCCAUUCCCUGCUUCUCAAGAUACGCAGUCCAUUGGCUCCGAAGGAAGCCAUCAGAGCGAGAAGGAGAAAGAAGAGAGACCCCCUGAUCUUCCCCUGCUUAGUGAGCAGCUGAGCCUAGAUGAACUCUGGGACAUGCUGGGCGAGUGUUUGAAGGAGCUCGAAGAAUCCCAUGAUCAACAUGCAGUGCUAGUGCUGCAGCCUGCUGUCGAAGCCUUCUUUCUGGUUCAUGCCACUGAACGGGAGAGUAAGCCACCUGUUGGGGACACGCGGGAAAGCCAGCUGGCUCACAUCAAGGAUGAGCCACUGCCACUCUCCCCUGCUCCUUUGACCCCUGCCACCCCCUCUUCCCUGGACCCCUUCUUCUCCCGAGAGCCCUCAUCUAUGCACAUUUCCUCCAGCCUGCCCCCAGACACACAGAAAUUUCUUCAGUUUGCAGAGACUCACCGCACUGUGCUAAAUCAGAUCCUAUGCCAGUCCACCACCCAUCUCGCAGACGGGCCCUUUGCUGUCUUAGUGGACUACAUCCGCGUGCUCGACUUCGAUGUUAAGCACAAGUAUUUCCGCCAAGAGCUAGAGCGUCUAGAUGAGGGAUUCCGGAAAGAAUACAUGGCUGUGCAUGUCCGCCGUGACCAUGUGUUUGAAGACUCCUACCGCGAGCUGCAUCGAAAAUCCCCAGAGGAAAUGAAGAAUUGAUUGUACAUAGUGUUUGAAGGAGAAGAAGGCCAGGAUGCUGGGGGCCUCCUCUGAGAGUGGUACAUGAUCAUCUCCCGAGAGAUGUUUAAUCCCAUGUACGCCUUGUUCCAGACCUCACCCGGCGACCGGGUCACCUACACCAUCAAUCCCUCCUCCCACUUCAAUCCCAACCAUCUCAGCUACUUCAAAUUUGUCGGGCGCAUUGUGGCCAAGGUUGUAUAUGACAACCGGCUUCUAGAGUGCUACUUCACCCGAUCUUUCUACAAGCACAUCCUGGGCAAGUCAGUCUGGUACAUAGAUAUGGAAAGUGAGGACUACCACUUUUACCAGGGCCUGGUUUACUUGCUGGCAAAUGAUGUUUCCACUCUUGGCUAUGACCUCACUUUCAGCACUGAGGGAAAUCUAAAAUGUAGAAACAACAGCCCACUGGGGCUUUUCUUUCCUACAGGAGCUAUCCGAAAACAGUCGGCAGCCUUUUUGGAGGGUUUCCAUAAGAUCAUCCCCAAACGCCUCAUUUCCAUCUUCACGGAGCAGGAGCUGGAACUUCUCAUCUCAGGACUGCCCACCAUAGACAUUGAUGACCUGAAAUCCAACACCGAGUAUCACAAAUACCAGUCCAACUCCAUCCAGGUGAGUGACCCCUCAGCAGGUGCCCCGGCCCUCUUCAGUUCUCAGGCUCAUCCCUAGGGAAAUCUCCCAAUGGUACUGACGAUGAACAUGAACAGCAAGCGUGGCAAGGCGGAUUAGAAGGAAGGGCCCUGAGACCCUGUUGGAAUGAUGGACCUCCUGGAGCUGAGAGGUUGAGCAUCCCUCACACAUGGUCAAGGCAUGCCUUUGGGAGCAGGACAUCUUCCCUUGAUGGCCAAAGAGAAUCUUGGGAAUGAGCAUCACUUCCUUGGCCAUAAUGCUUGACACCUCCCUCUCAUUUUCUUUUGCUGAAUGAGCAAAAACCACAGAAUUGCUGUUCUGACAAGGACUUUAAGAUACCAGCUAGCCUGAAGAUCCGUGUGUCAAUAAGAGAAGGAAAUGGGCUCAUAUGUGGGCAGUUAGGGACUUCAGAUUAGAAUGGGCUGGAGCGAGAAAGGGGCUAGUAAGUGCCUACUAUGUGCCAGGCACUGGGCUAAGUCUUGUCAGGAGACAAAAGCAAAAACCAUCUUAGUUCUCAGGGGCUCACGUGAUCAAUUAGAAAUGAUUAAGAAAGAAAAACAGCAGGAUGCCAGGAAUUGGGAAAGCGUUCCUCUAAAAGAUGGGUGUUUAUUUAGCUGGGACUUAACCCUGUUCCAUCUUUGUUGCUGACCUCCAACCUCCCAUCUCCAGUUGCCUCCAACA
Vombatus ursinus (common wombat) is the source of this 2654-nucleotide messenger RNA. Its product is annotated as E3 ubiquitin-protein ligase HUWE1-like. Gene Ontology annotation, cellular component: nucleus; Golgi membrane. Lineage: Eukaryota; Metazoa; Chordata; Mammalia; Diprotodontia; Vombatidae. Gene Ontology annotation, molecular function: ubiquitin-protein transferase activity. The annotation marks the transcript as partial. Gene Ontology annotation, biological process: Golgi organization; protein polyubiquitination; positive regulation of protein catabolic process. The transcript is spliced from 11 exons. The record is from RefSeq and is a predicted model, not a curated record.